Messenger RNA from Cryptomeria japonica (Japanese cedar), 2431 nucleotides. Its product is annotated as protein ACCELERATED CELL DEATH 6. Gene Ontology annotation, cellular component: plasma membrane. Gene Ontology annotation, molecular function: protein phosphatase regulator activity; protein phosphatase 1 binding. The record is from RefSeq and is a predicted model, not a curated record. The coding region runs from base 582 to 2312 and encodes 576 amino acids. NCBI's taxonomy places the organism in Eukaryota, Viridiplantae, Streptophyta, Pinopsida, Cupressales, Cupressaceae. The transcript is spliced from 8 exons.
UUCGAGCCGUUUAAAAAAGCAACAACAUACAGACCAGAAAUGACAAAUUUAUAAACACGAGCAUUUUAUUUCUCAAGAGUCUUUCAUCUAUUAACGGAAAGAGCAUCAGGGGAAGCGCUCAAGCCUUUUGUGUAUACAAAAUUUUGGUUCAGAGUCCAGGCUAUGCAAAAUUAGUGUUGGUGUGGUCCAAGGAAGAAGAGACAUUAGUCAACUGUAAGAUUCAUGCCAUCAUGGAUUCAUCAUUUCAUUUGCAAGAGACAACUUAAUGACUAUGGAACACAAAGGAUUUGAUCUUUACCAAACUUGAACAUGAACAUGAACCUUGUGACAUCGAUUGUAGUUGUAGAAUAAUGGGUCACAUAUUCCAUCUUGGGAUGUUCAUUCUUGCACAUGGUUCAAGGAAAACCUUUUAGUAGCUAUGUUGGAAGAAGCAGGCCACUACCAUAGAGAAAAAUUCCUUUGAGGAGACGGCCACUACCAUAGAGAAAAAUUCCUUUGAGGAGACGGUCAAAAUAAUAUCAGAAACUUCAGAUAAUCAUAAUGAACCAGGCGCAGGUGAAAUCUGUGUUAAAAGUCCAUCCAUGUUCAAAGAGUAUUGGAGACAGCCAGAGAGUGGCAGUCUUACUAAAGUUCAAGAUUUGUAUAAUUUGGACCCGCGCGUUCUGUUUGAGGUUACUUUCCAAGGAGAUACUUCUCUGCAUAUCGCUGUAAGAAAAGGCCAUAUAGAUCUUGUUAGGUGGAUUCUUGAAUUGAGCCCCUCUUUGGCUGGAGCUGAAAACAAGGAUAACAAUACGCCAUUGCACGAAGCCGCUAAAACAGGUAAUCAAGAGGUCGCCGAAAUUCUCCUUUACAGACAGAGUUAUGUCUACCAUUUCAAUAAGUUUGGAGAUACAGCUCUGAUACUCGCUUUACUGUAUGGCUGCGUGGAAACAGCUAGGCGUUUGCUGCAAGCCAGGUUACAUGAAAAUGCAUAUGAAUGGGAUCGAACAAUUAGAGAGGCAGCUUACAGGGGAUAUACAGAUGUAGUUGUGGCGAUGCUUGACAAUCCCGUCAGAACCAGUCCGGAUAAUGCCUCCUCUGAAAAUCGACAUGUUCCUGAAACCCUAAAUUUGAGUAUUCCUGCAACCCCCAUUUUGCAUACAGCGGUGCGUAGAGGACAUCUUAAGACGGUAAGGGCAAUGGUAAAUCAUCGUUGGUGGGAAAAUACAUUAAUGACAGAGGAGGAUGAGCGUGGAAGGUGCGCAGUUCAUGUAGCAGCUAUGAAAGGCAAUUGGAGCAUAAUCAAUGAAUUUAUGUCAAAAAUGCCAGACCGUCUGGAAAUCCGUAGUUCAGAUCAUAAAUCUGUUCUGCAUUUUGCAGUGGAAUAUAAUCAACUAAACGUAGUGAUGAAUCUACUAGAACAAAAAAAGAGAGAAGAAGUAAGGGAAUUGGUAAGCUAUGACCAUGACCUUUCUGGAAAUGCACCAUUGCAUUUGGCAGCAAUGAAUGCAGUGGAUCGCCAGCUGGUGGAAUACCUUGUCUCAUUUCCUGGUGUAGAAGUGAAUGCCCUAAAUGAUGAAGGCUUAACUGCACUUGACAUAGCAUCAGCAGCAGCUGAAAACAACCCCAAUUUUGCUGUCAUCGUACAUAUACUAAAAGGUAAAGGAGCCAUUCAAUGGAGUCUCACACCAAAAUCUAAAACAGCUUUUCAUCCAAGUAAGGACUCGAAGCAAGGGAGAGACAAAGAUAUCAUUAAUACCCACAUGGUAGUGGCAUCACUCAUUGCCACCGUCACAUUUUCAGCCAUCUUUCAAAUCCCAGGAGGAAUUGAUGAUGACAAAAAUAGUUUACACUAUGGAGCUGCCAGGAUGGCAUUUCAUUUGCGUUUCAGAUUGUUCCUAUUCAGCGACACUGUGGCCUUCACCACUUCCCUUACGGUGGUUUUCGCUUGGUUAGCUCGACAAGUGUUACUUUACAAUAAUUCGGAAGAAGCGCCGUUGCUGUCCUAUAUAUCCGGAAUGAGUUUGCUGGUCUCAAUCGUGUGGACGGUAAUAGCAUUCUUCACUGCUGCCGUUUCCUUCACAACAAACUAUGAUCAUGCGAAGCUGAAGAGGAUGGAUGCGAAAGCUUUCUAUGAGUAUAUAUCUCUUUCAAUCUGUGAGUUCAUUAUUUUAUGCAUCCCUCCAAUUUUUGCUGUCACCCUCCUUCCGAUAUCUCCAGGUCUUAGUUCCUGGGCGAAAUAUAUUACCAAGACACGGGAAAGGUUUUCUUUUUAUUUGUUCGCUCAAGCGAUUGUCAUCGCAAUCAUAACUAUUUUCGCUGUUCAUUUGUAAAUGAAAGGCUAUUCAGUAUUCAGUCUUUAAGAUGUACUAACAUAAGUUAUGGUGUAUGAGGGUAAUUAAUGUAUUGGUGCAUUCUAAGAAUUAGAUAGUCAUUUUUUUUAAAAAAUGAG